Lineus longissimus is the source of this 1042-nucleotide messenger RNA. RefSeq lists its product as uncharacterized. Lineage: Eukaryota; Metazoa; Nemertea; Pilidiophora; Heteronemertea; Lineidae. The coding region runs from base 14 to 586 and encodes 190 amino acids. The transcript is spliced from 4 exons. The record is from RefSeq and is a predicted model, not a curated record.
GAACUCGGCCUAGAUGAUGGAGGACCUUUCCCCUGCUAUAACCGCUAUUAAAGCCAUGCAAUUUGCGGCUGAAGACAUUUUCGCAUCUUUUCAUAUGUCCCGAGAAGACGUCUUAGCAAUUAUUCCCCAACAUGACGACGAAAGCAACACAAUAGAGAAGUUCACCAAGCAUUAUAUUCCAAAGGAAUUUCAUUUUAGACAUCAUCUCGAAGAUGUGCUACCAGAGGAAUUCAGUUGUGACGAGGAAACACUCUGCGCCGAGACUUUCUACCAUGCUUUGUUGGACUUCCUCUCCAUACUGAAAGCGCAUGUGUGCAUUAUCUUACAACUCGAAGGUGAGCACAACAACGCUGGCGACCUCCACCACCAGAAGAUGCAGCGUUUUUACAAUGACGCCAUACCUGGUCUCGAAAAUGGCCUGGAACGAUUUAGGAAUGAUCGCAAUCUUAACAAAUACACGGCUCCACAGCACACUGUUCAUGAACUCCCCGAUAAUCACGAAGUGAAAAAGGCCUACUACAUUGCAAUUAUUUGGCACUUAAAGGCAGACACGAAUGAAAUGUUCAAUCUUUAUCAGAAACUGUAGACAAUGUAGCCCAGUUAUUGCUGUGGCCCAUGUCGGUCUACAUACAUGCAGUUUUAUUGCACGACUGGGAUUGAAAGACGUUAGGAUGGUGUACCAGGUCGGAAGACAUUUAGUCACAUUCUAGAAGCCAAUCACGAACCACAGACUUCGUCACAUUCAUUGCGGCCAUCUGGAGACACAGCCACAUUUAGUGACGCCAUAAAUAAAUAAAAUAGGCACUACCACAAUCAGUGAGGGAGAUCAUCACAGAAACAUAGCACUGUCAUGUGGCAUAUGCCAUCAUGACAACUGCCUGCAGGAUUCACCAGAGGUCAAUCCAGGCUGAGACAUAAAAUUCCAACCCCAAUGCUGCCAGAGUUUGCACAUUUUUGGAAACAACGAUCUUCAUACUGAUGCAAUGUUUGAGUUGAUGAAAAAAAUAUGUCAACGUAAGUUUAUCAAGUUUAUUGCAGGAAA